UAAAAUAGAAGAAUGAUCAAACCUGACUACCUUUCAGGGGCUGCUACACCUAUUUUAGCCAUUUUAUUAGAGCCAUACAACCAUUUUAACAUGUAGUUAUAUUAUAUUAUAUUAUGUUAUGUUAUAUUUAUUAUAUUAGAAAGUUUGUAAUGUUUAUGCGCCAUUCUAGCUAGUUCCAUUUCUACGUGCGUCAACCGUCAUCAGCAUGCGUCGGAAGCGCGUUCAGCAUCAACACAUGUGAGUCCUCCAAAACUGCUGUUCUCUACACAAACUAACAGGCCAUCGGCCGAGAUAUUUGAGUGUAUCGAGCAGAAGUCGCGGUGAUGAGCCGCUCCUCGUAGAUUAAGUUAUGCUGGCGCGUCUCUCCGCACUCGGAGCGCUGGGAGUGUGUAAAGAGCCUGUGCUGCAGGGAUCCGGCAGACUGAUGCAGACUCAGUCCUCCAGGAAGAGCAGAGCUGUCAGAGACACCCUGCGCCAUGUGAAGAUGAAGGAGAACCGCAGGCAGGGCGAGCUGCACGGGCCCUCCACCGUCUAUGUGCAGGUGGUGGGCUCCGGGAGCAGAGACAACGGAGCCUCGCUGUAUGUCUUCUCUGAGUAUAACAGGUAUCUGUUUAACUGUGGUGAAGGAACACAGAGGCUGAUGCAGGAACACAAAAUGAAAAUUGCACGCUUGGACAACAUCUUCCUCACCAGAAUGAGCUGGGAGACGGUCGGCGGUUUAUCAGGGAUGAUCCUGACCCUCAAAGACACUGGAGUCCCUCAGUGUGUCCUGUCAGGACCCCCGCAGCUGGAGAAAUAUUUACAAGCCAUACGAGUGUUUUCAGGGCAGCUGGAAGACAUUAAACUUGCUGUCAGACCGUAUACAGAACCUCAAUACAAAGACGACACGAUGACCGUCAGUCAAGUUCCUCUCUUCUCUGAGCGUAAGGCGGAGGCCGGGAGCCAUUCUCCAGGCUCUGGACGCAGCAGCAGUCCUAACAGCAGUCAGAAGGGGGCGCUCAGGAGACCGGACGAUCUCAAGGAGAGUGAGGGUCUCACUGCCAGCAGAAGAUCAGCCAGUCCAGAAGGUGAAGAGAAGAUAACUCGAGAUUCGUCUCUCGUGGUGGCUUACGUGUGUAAGUUGCACUCAAAGAAAGGGAACUUCAUGGCACUGAAAGCUAAAGAGAUGGGCCUGCCGGUAGGAACAGCAGCCAUUGGGCCCAUAAUCGAAGCUCUGAAAACUGGAAAAACUGUGACGCAUGAAGGAAAAGAGAUCCGACCCGAGGAGCUGUGCACGCCGGCUGAUCCCGGACCUGUUUUCAUAGUCGUCGACUGUCCAUCAGAAGACUUCAUACAGCCACUCUGCACCAAUCACGUCUUACAAAGGUAUCAGACGGGCGGAUCGGAGGAUUCAGCGGCUCUCGUGGUUCACAUGACGCCUGAGUCAGUGCUGGACACGGAUGAGUACAAGAGCUGGAUGGAGAGGUUUCCCAGCAGCACUGAACAUCUGGUGAUGAACGAGCAGACAUUCACGCCGCACAACACCCGCAGUCACAAACUCCAGACGCAGCUCAACCUCAUCAAUCCUGAGAUCUUCCCUCCACUCAAACUCUACAAGACCAAAGAGCCUCCGGCUUCUCUCCACGUUCCUAACGUCAGAGCCGAGUGUCUGAUGAAGUUUCAGCUUCGGCCCAAACUGGAGUGGCAAAGAGAUGCCAUCCCAUCCUGCGACUCUGAGGAGUUCGUGAAGGAAGCAGCCGAAGUGCCAAACUUCUUAGAGGAAGUUGAGAAAUGCAGGAAGUUCCAGGCGGCUGCAUCCGUCUCCUCGUCUGAGUUUCCUGAGAUUGUGUUUUUGGGCACCGGCUCGUCUCUACCGAUGAAGAUCAGAAACGUCAGUGCAACUUUAGUGAACAUCAGCUCAUCUCAGUCGCUGCUGUUGGAUUGUGGCGAGGGAACGUUUGGCCAGUUGUGUCGUCAUUACGGCGAUAACGUGGACGAGAUCCUCUCCAGACUCUCCACCAUCUUUGUGUCGCACCUUCACGCAGAUCAUCACACGGGUUUAAUUCAUUUAUUAUUGGAGCGAGAGCGAGCCCUGAACAGUCUAGGUGAAGCGUUCAGUCCUGUAUACCUGAUCGCUCCUGUCCAGAUCAUGACGUGGUUGAACCAGUAUCACAAUCACUGCCAGCAGAUCCUCAGCCAGAUCAAUAUUAUCCCAUCAACGUUUUUGUGUGACGGCGCUGACAUCCCCAAAGUCAAGACCAAAUCCUUCAUUCACACUGUUCUGAAGAAGAAUGACCUGGUCAAGUUUCAGACGUGUUAUGUUCGUCACUGUAAGAACGCGUUCGCCUGCAGUUUGACGCAUCGGUCUGGUUGGCAGCUCGUGUUCUCUGGAGACACCAUGCCCUGCGAUUCUGUCGUUAAUAUAGGCAAGAAUGCUACACUUUUGAUUCAUGAAGCCACACUGGAGGACGGGAUGGAAGAAGAAGCGUGCGAGAAGAGACACAGCACCACGUCUCAGGCGAUCGGCAUUGGGAUGAAGAUGAACGCUGAGUUCAUCGUGUUGAAUCACUUCAGUCAGAGGUACGCCAAGAUCCCUCUCUUCAGCGACGACUUCAACAGCAAAGUGGGGAUCUCCUUCGACCACAUGAGGAUCCGAUUUGGAGAUUUCCCGAUGCUUCCACGGCUCAUUCGGCCUCUGAAGGCAUUGUUUGCAGAGGAGAUUGAAGAGAUGGAGGAGAGGAGAGAAAAGAGAGAGAUGAAGAAGACCGCUGAGCCUCCAUCUAACGGAGAGUCCGGAACGAGCCGACAACCUGAUGAGAUGAGCAAAGGUGCCAAGAGAGAGCAAGAUGACCUCAACCAGGAAGCAGCCAUCAAACGACUUAAAACCAACUGAUUGGCAACCAAUCAGGGUGAAUGUUAGAAGGCAGCCUGGGGAAAAACUGAACCAAUGGAUUAUGAUCUUAAAAUGUACAUCAAGGUCCAUGUUGGGUAUAAGUCUGCAGAGUCCAACUGGAAAAGGUGAGAUUAAAGCAGCUGGAGAUUAAUCUGAGUUUCAAGCCAAAUCUGAAAUACAGUGUAUUGGUUCCUGGCUCGGAUCAGAUCUGGAGUCAGUCCCACUGCGAUCGAUUUGACUAAAGCUGCAGGUUUGACUAAAGUGAUAGUGGGAAAGUACACUACCUUAAACCUUUGAAUGUUUGCCAUUUUAAUUUCAGCCCUCCAGACUCUUUAAACCUGAAACAGAAACAUUUCAGCACUGAAGGAAGACGUUAGGUUUGGCAUUUUCAUUUGGGAGUGACACAGAAUUUCAGUUUAGUUUGAACCAGGUAGGUUUUUUUGCGAGUAAACUUGAGUGCAGUGGUAUGUGAAAAAAGCACUUGUGCAUUUAUGAAUUAAAUAUUUUAUUUUAUGUCUAUGGAAUGGCUGAUCAGCUUAGGCUUUUCUAAUUAUUUUAGGGCAAUAAACAUAAACCUGGAUAACUGUUUGUUAUAAUUAUUUUUAGUACCCUUUGGCCAAUUUUGUUAGCACUGCCUGUGCAAACGCUACUUUGAUUAUCUUUAGGAAAAUAUAUUAAAAAAAAAACAAACAAGAAUUGUUACUUGUGUGUUUGUGUAUAAAAGAUUUUCACUAAAUAUAGAAUAUAAAUUUUAUUAUAACUAAACAAUGUUUCUGCAUUUGAAAUAUUGCAUAAAAUAUUUUUUAUGCAUUUAUAAUGCAUAUUGUUUGGUUUUACAUAAAAGCAUAUGAAAUUUAUGUUGGGCAUGUGACUUGCUUAUGUCACAUACAAUAGGAUAUGUUGGUUGCAGAAAUAACUGCGAAUCAUCUUCCAGCUACAGACCGUUUGUUUAUAGAAGAUUUGAAAUUGCGUAUUAAACAUGACACAACUGAGGUUUCAAGUUUAAAAUAGAGCUAAGAAAGGAAGGCUGAGGGAAAAAAUGUGCUGUUAGUUGUAGAACGUUCAUACAAAAUGGAUGAAAGUACCGUCGAGAGUAAAGAUGUACACUUUCACCACUGGGAUGUUGGAGUGAACGUUAAAGUCAACAUGAAAUAAUUUUUGCAAUUCAUUUUUACUUAGAUGAUGUAACAUUUCAGGAUGAAGGGGAAAAUUUGGUGAAAAAAAAAAAUUAGGUCAGGAAUGGAUGAUACUUUUCACCAUCUAGUCAAUUCACAGUGCAUAAAAACUAUGUAUUAUGAAUUGAUAACAUCAGCCGAAAAGUCAUUUCAGAGGCAGAGUAUAAAAUCAUGUUUGUAAUAAUGUUAAUUAUUAAAGUUGCCAUUAAAUAAGAGCAAAAACCUUUGAGACAGAUGCUUGGCCUUUUGCUUUUGUUUAAUUGUAACUGAGACGAGACAAAGACGGCAUCUUUUUUUUUUUUUUUUCUUCAAUGGGA
This is a messenger RNA of Onychostoma macrolepis, 4364 nucleotides long. RefSeq names its product elaC ribonuclease Z 2 (gene elac2). The transcript is spliced from 24 exons. Gene Ontology annotation, biological process: mitochondrial tRNA 3'-end processing. Lineage: Eukaryota; Metazoa; Chordata; Actinopteri; Cypriniformes; Cyprinidae. Gene Ontology annotation, cellular component: mitochondrion. The coding region runs from base 350 to 2872 and encodes 840 amino acids. Gene Ontology annotation, molecular function: 3'-tRNA processing endoribonuclease activity. The record is from RefSeq and is a predicted model, not a curated record.